GAGGCGGGACUAAUUUCGAAAUCAACUUAGACGAGGUGAGCGUUUCAGUUUCUGACGGAUAUUUUUUUAACGGUUACUAAUUUUUGAAAACGAGUAAACAGCAACAAACAAGUCCUUCCUGUUGGUUUCACAUUUUAGGGGGAGAGUGAAGUGAAUCGAGGGCAGGCCAAAAAUAAAACUUUAAAAGUGAAACUGGGCAAAGAAUAUUAACGUCGACGUCUCGAGUGUAGAGAGCUGAGAAGAUGGACAACAUCUCAACUGUCGAUAAGUUCCCCGAAUAUCGGCUCCUUGAGGCUUAUUGCUGUAAAAGAAGGCCGAGGCCAAAGGCAGACGCCUCUCUGUCUGCUGUAACUAAGUUAAGAAAAACCAGCAGUAAAGAUUUACCUUUUCUCCAAAGUGCUUCGAAAGGAAGAGAUGAAGCUGUUUUCAGAUGUGCUGCUUAUGCAGUGACAGAUGAAUUUGAGGAUGUGGCUGAUCAGCUGACCCACAUUGUAGACAGUACACCUCUUUUUCAGGAUGAUGUUGUUAAAGAUGGCGUUGACAACCAUGUCAUCCAGAGGCUUGUUGAGUUAUUGAAAAAAUGCGGUGACGAGCUGAAUGAAGAGAUCCAGAAAGACCGUGAGCUUAUGGGGUACCUUCAGAACUCUUUCUCUUACACCGUCUUUGAGAAUGUGGCCUCAGCUUUCGUCGGCAGUGUGGUGCCCACAAGCACGUGGAGGGAAGAAGCUAGUGAGCAGAAAGCUGUGAUUGCCUGGACCGUUGAGAUGACCAGCAGGUUGACAGCUCUGGACCUACAGCCUAUGAACAGGGUCAUGGGAUUUGGGGCCCAGUACCUGCACCAGCAUUUUGCUCCAUGGAUUCAGCAGCAUGGCGGCUGGAACAAGGUGUUUAACAGUGAUGACAGUUAUCGUGAGGUCCAGUGAAAAGCACCUUUAUUUUGUCUGUAUUUCUAAAAUCCACAAGAUGGUCUGCUGCCUUCAAGAACAUCACUUUUUGACUACCUCCUGAGUGCUGAUCAGAGAGUGUUGCUUAUGUAGAAGCACCCAUUCGUGCAGUCGGAUGCAAAAGUUUGAAAACCCUGGACAAAUUACAUGUUUUGUUAAUUUUCUAAAUAAAAAUGUAUUAACAUAUCCUCUACAGAGAAAACAAAGGCAUUUUUAUGCAAAUUUAAAUAAUUUCUAUUUAUCUGCUAAGUUUAUGUACAGGCCACAUUUCAUGUUUUGUUUUUCAUUUUUUAAAUUCGGCAAAUAAAAAGUAAUUGUGCAUUUUCACUUAGAAAAGCAACAAAAGAUGUAAUUUGACCAGAAGCACCCAAAAUUUAGCAUGCAACUGUAUACGUGAUCUCAUGUUCUAAUUUUGUAAUUACAUUUCUGUGAAAUGGGAGCAACUAAAAGUUGCCUUGUUGAUCAUUUUUGUAUGCAUGACUGACCUAGCACACUGGCUAUCUACCACAUCUUAAGAUUUAAAGACAACUGCUAAAACAAUUCUUAGUUAAUGAUAAGACAAACGAAUGUGUGGUUUGGAAAAGUAUUCAUCACAAAUUACUUCACUGCACUCUUAAAACACUUAAAAUAUAAUACUUUAUUGACCAAGAAUAUGAGACAUCCAUCAUUGCAAGCACAAAUAAAGCAAGCACCAUUACGGAGUAUCCAUACAAAUGAACUGUGGCAUUCACUCUGCUGCGUGGCUAAUUUAUCCAUGCAUAUUUCACACUGGUUUUGAAAUCCUGAUUAAUUGAUGCAGCAUACUUGUACAAUAACAAUCAACUUAGCCUACGUGCUGCAACCUAAAUGAAAUACAGAUUAAUUUGUGAUUACUCUUCAUAAGCAUAUGUCAAGCUUACAUGGAGGCACAGAAAGGUAAUACAACAAACGUAUAGUGGAUAGUGUAUUGUUGUUUGUUUUCUCUCAAUCCCAGGGUCAACAAUGUAUAAGCAGUCUAAUUCAAUGCAUAAUAAAUGUGAAAUCAAGAUUUCUGUAUGAUU
Molecule: messenger RNA, 1984 nt
Organism: Colossoma macropomum (tambaqui)
Lineage: Eukaryota; Metazoa; Chordata; Actinopteri; Characiformes; Serrasalmidae
Product: apoptosis facilitator Bcl-2-like protein 14
Exons: 6
Coding region: 243-923 (226 amino acids)
Biological process (GO): regulation of apoptotic process
Source: RefSeq, a predicted model, not a curated record